Messenger RNA from Monomorium pharaonis (pharaoh ant), 1448 nucleotides. RefSeq names its product N-acetyltransferase family 8 member 3-like. NCBI's taxonomy places the organism in Eukaryota, Metazoa, Arthropoda, Insecta, Hymenoptera, Formicidae. The record is from RefSeq and is a predicted model, not a curated record. Bases 336 to 1154 code for a protein of 272 amino acids. The transcript has 2 exons. Gene Ontology annotation, molecular function: N-acetyltransferase activity.
ACUCCAGCGCCGGUCGGACGCUCUGUCAACUCCGUGCGUGUCUCGCGUGUGCCUUACGUGUGCCGUGUGCCUCGACGUGCGCAUUCAAACGAUUCUUGGCGCUUUUCUCAGGUUUCGUGAGAUGGUGUCGGUGGUGUGCUCGGGCUCGGAAUUCGGAAUCACUCGGAAUUGCUCGGAAUGGCAGCGUAAGCAACGGGCUGUUAGAACUCUAACCUUAAAGUAGCGGGUAGUAAACAAUAGAACAGUAAGCGUUAUUUUUUUGUGAUAAAUGGCCAAAUAUACCCGGCAAGUUAGGCGCGUAUCACAUUAGCGUGUGUCCCAAAGUGCCUUCGACGAUGAACCACAUCGUGAUCGUGCGCGCCUUCAAGCCGGGCGACGAGACCGGCUGCAAGGAGUUGAUCAGAGACGGCGUGAUGUCCUCCUUGAACGCUACGUUUCGCGGGAUGCUGUUAAAGGAGAUAACCUUUCAGCUGAUAAUUCUACUGGCCGCGAUAAUGUUCAUCUUCUUCGGGAUGCCGCUGACCGUCUGCCUUCUGGGUAUACCUGCAGUCGUGGCACUGAUGUAUGUCAGUACGUGCGUCACCUUCGUCGCGAAACUGACGGAGAUCAAUGGGGAGAUUUCCAAUAUUCCAAGGCUAUACAUGUCAAAUGCCUUCUCCUGCUUCUGGGUUGCUGAGGCAUUUGAGCCUCACUUGAUGACACGACAUCCCAAGGAGGUUCAUUAUACCAUAAUGACAGAAGAGCAAUUUAAUCAAGCCAACAUAGGUGCCUUCUUGCAAGCUAGAAAAAUAGUAGGAACCAUCGGUUUGUGUAAGAGUUAUAGAGUGGAUAGGAGUGCAUGGAUAAAGAGACUAUGCGUGCAUGAGCAAUAUCAAAGGAAAGGUAUAGCAUCAUACCUGCUCAACGCUGCUGUACAAUUUGCGAUCGACACGGGAUACAGCAGUGCUAAUAUAGUAGCUUCUGAGUACACUGAAGAGGGUAGAGAGCUGUGCCUUAAGAAAGGAUUUGAGCUGAAGCAAAUGUAUCACAAGUCUAUCUUAGGAUCAUACAUAACGAUAUUAAUGUAUGAAUUAAUCUACAGGAUUAAACCUACCGAGGACGAUUACUCACCCGGAAUAGAUUUUGAAAAAGAAUUUUUGAGUCCGUUUGAAUAGAUUUUUAGUAUACGUCAAUUGAGACAAUGAAUCUCUCUUGAAAAACAAAUGAGACUGAUUGACUAAUAUUGUGUUCUCCUUUGAACAAAAUUGCUCGAACCAAAUAGUGAUUAACUGCAUACGCUUAGAGCUUAGAGUAUUAAAAUAUUUUAGAAUAUUAAAGAAUCUCUAAAUUUUAUAUUAACAAAUGUGUAGAGAGAGUAUUUUUUAGAAAAUGUUUUUAUGCUUUCAAAAUAUUGUUAUACAAUGUCAUAUAAUUCGACAAAACGACAGAAAUAAAAGUUUUUUUUCUCA